AUGUCCUCCGUUGCCAAACAAGCUGCCAAGAAGGUCGAUUUCGGUAAACUUAUCAAUGGUUUGGGUUUAACCGGAUCCACUGCUGCAUCAUUGACUGCUUUCAAAAAGAGACACGAUGAAGCUAAAAAACAAUACAUAGAUUUAUCCAGUGAAUCAACUGAAAUUGAUUUUGCUCAUUACAGAUCAGUUUUGAAGAAUUCUAAAGUUGUUGAUGAAAUUGAAAAAGCUGUUAAUGGUUUCAAACCAGUUACUAUUGAUAUUUCUAAGGAUUUGAAAAACAUUGAAAUUUUCGAACAAAAAGCUGUUGAAAAUGCCAAAUUAACUGAAAAAUCCGUCCUUGAAGAAAUCCAAGUCUUGCAAAAAACUUUGAAGGAAAUUGAAAGUGCUAGACCAUUCGAUCAAUUGACUGUUACCGAUGUUGCUGCUGCUUCUGACUUGGAUGCUAAAGUUACCUACAUGGUUAAGAACGCCAAAUGGGAUGUUCCAGGUUACAAGGAAAAAUUCGGUGACUUGUCUGCUAUGUAA
Molecule: messenger RNA, 525 nt
Organism: Candida tropicalis MYA-3404
Lineage: Eukaryota; Fungi; Ascomycota; Pichiomycetes; Serinales; Debaryomycetaceae
Gene: ATP7
Product: F1F0 ATP synthase subunit d
Exons: 1
Coding region: 1-525 (174 amino acids)
Biological process (GO): proton motive force-driven ATP synthesis
Molecular function (GO): proton transmembrane transporter activity
Source: RefSeq, a predicted model, not a curated record